GCCAUGAAAAACAAUGAAUCAAGAAUCACUGAUUUCAUACUUCUUGGCUUCACAGACAUUCGUAAACUGCAGCUUCUACUCUUUUCCAUCCUUUUCUUUUCCUACUUAUUGACAAUUAUGGGAAAUGCUGUGAUUAUUAUCCUGACUAACCUAGACCAUCGGCUACACACCCCAAUGUAUUUCUUCCUCUGGAAUUUCUCCAUCUUGGAAGUUGGAUUUACCACUGUUGUCAUGCCCCAAACCUUGUCACAUUUACUGAUGGGCAAUAAAAAUAUUUCCUAUGUUGGUUGCAUGAUACAAUCUUUCUUGUACUUCUCUCUGGGCACUACAGAGUUGUUCCUCUUAGCUGUCAUGUCCUAUGAUCGAUACUUAGCCAUCUGUAACCCCUUACGCUACCCAACCAUUAUGAGCAAGAGUUUGUGCAUCUUCCUUGUUCUUGGUUGUUGGGUUGGAAGUUUUCUCAUCAUCAUUGGUCCGUUUUUGCUGUUACUACAGUUUCCAAUGUGUGACUCAAACAUCCUGGACCACUUUUUCUGUGAUAACACACCAUUGAUGCACCUCCUGUGUGGGGACAUCAGACGUCUUGAGCUUUUGGGGUUCAUCAAUGCUUCUCUUUCAUUACUGGGGACUUUGGCUACUUCAGUGGUUUCCUAUAUCAACAUCAUUAAAACUAUCUUGAGAAUCCCAUCUGCUACAGGAAGAAAGAAAGCAUUUUCCACUUGUACCUCUCACUUCAUUGUUGUCUCCAUGAGCUACGGGAGCUGCAUCUUCCUUUAUAUCAGUCCAGCCCAGGACAGCAAAGUCGAGUUUGGCAAAAUAGUGGCCAUCCUGAAUACGAUUGUUUCCCCUCUGCUCAAUCCUUUCAUUUACAGCUUGAGAAACAAACAAGUUCAGGAAGCCUUGAAAGAUCUAUUGAGACAGUUCAAAGCCACUGCUACAUGUCCAGGGAAAACCUGA
Molecule: messenger RNA, 957 nt
Organism: Python bivittatus (Burmese python)
Lineage: Eukaryota; Metazoa; Chordata; Lepidosauria; Squamata; Pythonidae
Product: olfactory receptor 6E1-like
Biological process (GO): G protein-coupled receptor signaling pathway
Cellular component (GO): membrane
Molecular function (GO): G protein-coupled receptor activity; olfactory receptor activity
Source: RefSeq, a predicted model, not a curated record